UGACCCUGUUUAUUUUCUUCAGAUGUCCAAUAAACGGUAAAAUUUCAAUAUUUUUAGCACUGGUUACAGCUCAUAGGAAAUAAUUCCAUCAACUAUGAAGUUUAACGUCCAUUCUCAGUUCUUGUUACUGUCAAUUUUUUUAUUUAUUGUGUCUAGUGCUAUUGAUGAAGAAGAUUUCAAAGUUGAUAACUGGAAAUUUCAUUUUAUUCCUGGUACUUCUAUGGGGUUAUUUAUGGCGCUUGCUUUACCCUUAGGCGGUCCCUAUAGAAAUGCUUAUUUGGCUUAUAAUUUUGAAGCUAAUUAUCAAGUCCCUGGAAACGAGACAUCUUUUGAAUAUCCACCCCUUCUAGGAAGAAACAUUGACAGGACAUUGAUUUAUCAAGCACUAGAGACUAAACUACGAUCAAUUGGCUACUCAGGAAAACCGUGCCUACUGAGAAUCAUUUGUGAAUUAGCUUCAUCGCCAACCAUUCUUCACGUAAAUGGUAUUUUGGGAGAUAUUCUGCAUGUUGUUUUUACCCCGUCAACAUCGAAAAAUAAAAAUUUAGAAGAAGAUUACGAAAUUGCUGAAGAAGUUGGUAGACAGUUGAAGGAUUGCAAGAAAUUUUCGCAAAAAUGUGACACUAGUUUUUUGGAUCUUGUAACGUGGUUAGGAAAUUCUUCUGAAAAUAUAGGAUAAAAAUUAAGU
Molecule: messenger RNA, 688 nt
Organism: Harmonia axyridis
Lineage: Eukaryota; Metazoa; Arthropoda; Insecta; Coleoptera; Coccinellidae
Exons: 4
Coding region: 95-679 (194 amino acids)
Source: RefSeq, a predicted model, not a curated record